This is a messenger RNA of Hevea brasiliensis (rubber tree), 2068 nucleotides long. RefSeq names its product lysM domain-containing GPI-anchored protein 1. The record is from RefSeq and is a predicted model, not a curated record. The transcript is spliced from 5 exons. Lineage: Eukaryota; Viridiplantae; Streptophyta; Magnoliopsida; Malpighiales; Euphorbiaceae. Bases 389 to 1636 code for a protein of 415 amino acids.
AUCCAGAAUCUGACCUGUGAGUGUCUGCUCACUCUGUGCAGCACAUGUGUUUCCUCCCUUAGCUCUACUCUGUCAAAAACGCUUUCUUUUCUUCUCCACUUCUCUCACUGGCUGGAGGGCAUUAUAAGCGGAAGAACAAGAAGCACGAACUGUGAAAUCCGUAAAAAUCAAAUCAAACCCGUUCUCUUUGGUACUAAACUCAUCCUGCUGUCAGUCACUCUUCGUUUUGUUGCAUAUUCAUUCUGGGUUUGGCGAGUUGCAGCAAUACGAACCCUAAAAACCUUCGAAACUGAUCACAUUCUCUACCGUUACCAAUCCAAAGCUAAAAAAGUGUUUAGCUUUCCUAAAACCCUGAAACUCUCACAUCUUCCCCUCGGACCUCUUAAAGAUGCAAAACCCAAAACCCAUCGUCCUUCUUUUGAUUUUCGUCAAUGUAGUAGCUAUUGUUACCUCCAAAUCCACAAUCGAACCAUGCUCCAACAACGACUCCUGUAAUGCUCUUCUUGGCUAUACUCUCUACACAGACCUCAAAGUCUCAGAAGUAGCCUCCCUCUUCCAAAUUGAUCCCAUAGCUCUCCUCACAGCUAAUUCCAUCGACAUCUCUUACCCAGAUAUCGAAAACCACAUCCUUCCUUCCCAGCUUUUCCUCAAGAUCCCAAUAGUAUGCUCCUGCGUGGAUGGAAUACGCAAAUCCGUUUCUACGCGGUACAAGACUCGGCCUUCGGAUACUUUGUCUUCUAUUGCGGAUUCGAUUUAUUCGGGUUUGGUGUCCGCGGACCAGAUAAAGGAAGCUAAUUCGAUACAGGAUCCCUCAGUACUGGAUGUGGGGCAGAGCCUUGUCGUGCCAUUGCCCUGUACAUGUUUUAAUGGGACGGAUAAUUCGUUGCCGGCAAUUUAUCUGUCUUACGUGGUGAAGGAGGUGGAUACUUUGGCGGGGAUUGCUUCGAGAUAUUCCACUACUAUUACUGAUUUGAUGAAUGUUAAUGCUAUGGGUAAUCCAGCCAUCAAGGCUGGUGAUAUACUUGCUGUGGCCUUGCCAGCCUGUGCUUCUAAGUUUCCAAGAUACGCCUUUGAUUAUGGCCUCAUUGUGCCAAAUGGGAGCUAUGCUAUUACUGCUAGUCACUGUGUGCAAUGCAGCUGCGGGCCAGGAAAUCUUAAUUUGUACUGCAUGCCUGCUUCCUUGGCGGUUUCUUGUUCAAGCAUGCAGUGUAAAAAUAGCAAUCUCAUGCUCGGGAAUGUCACGUGGAAGCAGAGUAGUGCUGGUUGUAGUGUUGCUUCUUGCAGUUAUGGUGGAUAUGUCAACGGCAGCAUCAUGACCUUGUUGUCCACAUCUCUUCAACCUCGCUGUCCAGGGCCACAGCAAUUUCCUCCCCUGCUAGCCCCUCCUACUUCAGUGACUAGGGAUUCAGCGUUUGGUUCAGCUCCAGCACCUGCACCUCAGUCAGAUGGGUCUGGUGCAACAACGCCCAGGAGUACAACUGUACCGACAACGGGUAUAGUUCCUGGAUUAUCCCCUGUAGGUGGACCUAUUGGGGGUGCAUCUGAUGCUUGCUCCUUGGUGAAUCCAUUAGCCACUUCGCUAAUUGCACUUAUGCUACCCAAGUUUGCCAACUUCAUGAUCUCCCUUUCAUUGUAAUUUUGGCAUGAAUUGCCAGUCUAGAUGGUGGGAUUGUGGUCAGCUUGGUCAUUUUAUUUUUGACAGGUCCCACUUACCUGUUGUAUUUAACGUUCUUUAUUUACUUCGACUGUGAACUGAUUUGUGGAUGCGGGAAUUGGAGGCUAUCAUUGUGCCUAGCUAAUAAUUUGUUGUGCUUGCUUGCUUCCUCGCUGUAUUGUGUACUUCAAGGCAUGGGCAGUUCUACUUUUGGUGGUUCAUUCUUGUCUUCAUCAUCCGGAGUUCUAGGAUAUUGCUUGGGUCAAGCAUUGCUUUGGCAGGGAGGGGCCUAUUUCAUUUUUGGGUGCAGCACUUUGGAUUCAGUUGUCAUAUUUGUCUCUGUUCAUAUGGGUUGUCAUUAGACUGUUGUACUUUUUUGAAGUUACAUUUAAAGGGGAGGGUUCUGGAUUUGAA